Molecule: messenger RNA, 4362 nt
Organism: Aspergillus vadensis CBS 113365
Lineage: Eukaryota; Fungi; Ascomycota; Eurotiomycetes; Eurotiales; Aspergillaceae
Product: ABC-transporter
Exons: 5
Coding region: 1-4275 (1424 amino acids)
Biological process (GO): transmembrane transport
Cellular component (GO): membrane
Molecular function (GO): ATP binding; ABC-type transporter activity; ATP hydrolysis activity
Source: RefSeq, a predicted model, not a curated record
AUGCUUGCAGCACCUGCUCCUGAGGGGCCUGGCAGUGAGGAAAAAGAACACCAUGAUUCCACCACCACGCUAUCCGGACACGAGCAAGAAGAGCUCAGGAAAGUAGCGUCUCGACAAUCAGCAGCAUCAACCGCAGCAGGUAGAAGCUUGAAGCAGGACUUUGCAUCGCUCAUAGACCCCACGAGUCCUCACUUCGACUUAUCCCAAUGGAUGCUUCAUCAAGUCCAACAAUUCGAAGGGGACAGCAGCGCACGGAAAACGGGAGUUGUAUUCAAAGAUGUUACUGUGCAGGGAAGCGGAUCCGAGAUUCAAACUCAACACACAGUUCUAUCCUCAGUCUACGCUCCCGUCCUAGGGGGUACGUUCAGUCGUGGCCCUAAAACCGCCAAGACAAUUUUACACGAUGUUCAUGGACACGUCGAGCAGGGCGAGAUGCUUCUCGUGCUCGGCCGGCCAGGAGCUGGAUGCUCUACCAUGCUGAAAACCAUUUCAGCGGAGACCAACGGACUUGACCUGUCGUCAAAUUCAGUCAUUUCUUACAAUGGAAUACCACAACCCUUGAUGAAGAAGAAUUUCAAGGGCGAGCUUCUCUAUAACCAGGAAGUUGAGAAACAUUUUCCCCAUCUAACGGUCGGCGAAACACUCAACUUCGCAGCAGCAGCACGUACUCCUCGAAUCCUCCCGAAUGGUAUGUCGAGAAAGGAAUAUAUCAGCCAUGUGAGGGACGUUGUGAUGGCAGUCUUCGGUUUGUCACAUACGGUCAACACGAAAGUUGGUUCUGAUUUUGUCCGGGGCGUCAGUGGAGGUGAGAGAAAGCGAGUAUCUAUCGCAGAAAUGGCCUUGGCUGGCUCGCCACUUUGUUGUUGGGAUAAUGCUACACGCGGCCUGGAUUCUGCGUCGUCUUUGGACUUCGUCAAGGCCCUUAAAACGAGCUCGAGGAUCUUUGGGACUACUCAUGUUGCGACGCUUUACCAACCCUCGCAAGCCGUAUACAAUUGCUUUGACAAGGUUAUGGUUCUCUACCAAGGGCAUGAGAUAUACUUUGGCCCUACCACGGAAGCGAAGCAGUACUUCGAAGAUAUGGGCUGGUAUUGUCCGCCUAGACAAACGACUGCAGACUUUCUGACGAGUAUAACUAACCCAAGUGAGCGGCAAGCACGGGAAGGAUAUGAAGGGAAGGUACCGCGGACUCCCGAGGAGUUCGGAGUGCACUGGAGGAGCAGCGCGAGCUACAAGCGACUGGGUCAUGACAUCUCAAGCCACGAGGCGAGAUUUGGUGCUGACUGUGGCGCCACCGAAGCAUUUAAGCAAAGUCAUGCCAAACGCCAGGCUCGGUACACACGUUCGAGCUCCCCGUAUUUGAUCGAUAUCCCGACACAAAUUGGGAUAUGUGCUUCCCGGUUUUACCAACGCGUCUGGAAUGACAUUCCUUCUACAUUAACUUUGAUGAUUGGACAGAUCAUUUUUUCCAUCAUCAUUGGGUCGCUAUUCUAUGGAGGCGCGCUCGGAACUGAGGAUUUCACUCUGAAGAUGUCGGCAUUGUUCUUUGCCAUUCUGCUUAACUCGCUUUUAACCGUCACCGAGAUUCAAAAUCUCUAUGCUCAGCGGCCGAUUGUUGAAAAGCAGGCUUCUUAUGCCUUUUACCACCCUUUCACGGAGGCCUUAGCGGGAGUUUGUGCCGAUAUCCCUAUCAAAGUCGGAUGCAGUCUUAUAUUCAACAUUGUGUUCUACUUCAUGUGUGGGUUUCGAUACGAGGCUGGUCCAUUCUUUGUUUUCUACCUGUUUGUCACCAUGGCUCUGCUUUGUAUGAGUCAAAUCUUUCGCUCCCUGGCUGCGGCGACUAAGGCGAUCCCUCAGGCACUCGCUGCUGCCGGAGUCAUCCUACUCGCCACUGUUAUCUAUACCGGCUACCUGCUUCCUCUACCCAGCAUGCACCCUUGGUUCAAGUGGAUCUCUUACAUCAAUCCACUAAGAUAUGCCUUCGAAGCACUGGCUGUGAACGAGUUCCAUGGACGUACCUACUUUAUAUGUGCUGCAAAGGGUGCGAUUGCUGGAGAGCUAUAUGUAAACGGAGACAACUUUCUCUCCGUGAGCUACGGGUACGAAUACAGCCACCUUUGGAGGAAUUUCGGCAUCCUCUGCGCUUUCAUCGUUGCUUUUCUCGCCCUGUAUCUAUUACUCACUGAGAUCAACUCGCAAACUUCAUCCACCGCGGAGAGUCUUGUCUUCCGACAUGGUCGCAUUCCCGUUGUCUUGCAGAAAUCUGCAAAUGACCCCAAGGCCGCCAAUAUCAGCGCAACUCAAGCACAAGAGGCGGCAGACGAAACGGUAAUGCCACCGCAUCAGGACACAUUCAUGUGGCGUGAGGUCUGCUAUGAUAUCAAGAUCAAAAAGGAGGAGCGUCGCUUGUUGGAUAAAGUCAGUGGAUGGGUGGAGCCUGGCACGCUGACUGCGUUGAUGGGUGUCUCGGGAGCUGGGAAAACAACCCUACUAAAUGUCCUCGCUCAACGUACUUCAACAGGUGUCAUCACAGGCGAUAUGCUAGUGAACGGGUCUCCUCUCUCUGCUAGCUUCCAGCGCAGCACGGGGUAUGUUCAGCAACAGGACUUGCAUCUUCAUACUGCGACCGUACGUGAGUCUCUACGGUUUUCGGCCCUGCUGCGUCAACCUAAAUCAGUCCCCGUCGAGGAAAAAUACGACUUUGUCGAAAAAGUCAUCACCAUGCUCGGAAUGGAAGAAUUCGCAGAAGCAGUGGUAGGCUUUCCGGGCGAAGGGUUGAAUGUCGAGCAACGGAAGCUUCUGACCAUUGGCGUUGAGCUUGCCGCAAAGCCCGCUUUACUUAUCUUCCUUGAUGAGCCAACCUCCGGGUUGGAUAGCCAGUCGUCGUGGACUAUUAUCGCGCUUUUGCGUCGGCUCGCAUCCAGUGGGCAAGCUAUUCUUUGUACGAUUCACCAGCCAUCAGCCAUGCUGUUCCAGCAGUUUGAUCGAUUGUUGUUCCUGGCUAAAGGCGGCCGCACCGUUUACUUUGGCGAUAUCGGACCAAAUUCUCGUACAAUGCUGGAUUACUUCGAGACAAAAGGUGCGAGAAGAUGCGACGACUCAGAAAAUCCAGCCGAGUACAUUCUCGAGAUUGCAGGCGCAGGAGUGAAUGGUAAAGCCGAACAGGAUUGGCCGACUGUGUGGAAGGAAAGUUCUGAAUAUACCCAAAUGAUGAGUGCUCUGGAGAAGAAGUGCUCAGCGGUGGGAUAUACCAAUAAUACCGACGAACAAGCUGAAUCAGAAGGAACCGAAGACGCCUUCGCGAUGCCUUUCAGUGACCAGUUCUCUGCUGUCCUCCGCCGAAUCUUUCAACAGUACUGGCGGUCACCCGAAUACAUAUAUGGCAAGCUGGCCUUGGGCAUCCUGUCAGCCCUUUUCGUCGGCUUCUCGUUCUACAUCCCCGGUACCUCUCAACAAGGCUUACAGUCGUCAAUUUUCUCUGUGUUUAUGAUCACAGCAAUCUUCACCGCUCUGGUCCAACAGAUCAUGCCUCAGUUCAUUUUCCAGCGAGACCUUUAUGAGGUCCGGGAACAACCGUCGAAGACUUACCACUGGGCAGCCUUUCUAGGCGCCAAUCUAAUAGCAGAGAUCCCCUACCAGGUGUUCGUCGCGAUCCUGGUCUACGCAAGCUUCGUGUACCCCGUAUACGGUAUCGCAGACUCCCAGCGCCAGGGGAUCAUGCUCCUUCUGAUCAUCCAGUUCUUCAUCUACGGGUCGACCUUUGCGCACGCUGUAGUUUCCGUUCUGCCUGAUGCCGAGACAGCCGGCCUCAUUGCCACCAUGCUGUUUAACAUGACACUUGUCUUUAACGGUAUUCUUGUUCCUCGCAUCGCGCUUCCUGGAUUCUGGGAUUUCAUGUAUCGCAUCUCGCCAAUGACCUACCUCGUGAAUGCCAUCAUUGCCGCAGGUGUGAGUGGUCGUGCGGUUAACUGUUCCGAGAAGGAAUUGAGCGUCUUCAGUGUUGCACCUGGGUAUGAUACCUGCGGGCAAUACUUGGAAGCCUACCUCGAAGCGGCCGGUACUGCCGCAGGCAAGCUUCUCAACCCGGAGAGUACUGAUCAAUGCAAGUAUUGUACCCUUCAGACGGCUGAUCAAUUUCUGGCGAGUCGGGAUAUAUACUACGACCAGCGUUGGCGGAACUUUGGGCUCCUUUGGGCAUAUAUUGCUUUCAAUGCUGCCUUUGCUUUUGCUAUCUAUUAUCUUUGUCGGGUGAGGUCGUGGAAGAGGAAGGCCUGAUUUAUCUUUCGCCCACGGUGGAUAUUGGUUGAUAGAAGUUGAUAUUUGGUCACUUUCGUUGGGGUUAUAUUUCGUCAUACACCAGCU